GAACUUGGCUGACAGCAGAGUGACAGAGAGAGACGUUUUUGACAACACUGCAUUUGUUGUGAAGUGUGGCGGUGUGGCUCUUGCAGCUUCCUUUAAUUUUUCGACACAUUUGGGCGUGGUUUUCGCUGAGAUUGGCUCUAGUGAUGUAAUUCUUUGUUUUACGGCUGCCCUUCGCUCAACGCUGCUCAUUUCAACUGGAAGUCGGCUGAGAGACAUUGUAACCUCAAAGUGACUUAGUUCGACACUAUUUUAGGGCAGUAUGGAUCCACAAUUGGAAUUUCACAAUGCCCCCAGCGGCUCCAUGCAAAAUGCUGCGUUGUUGGAUAUUGAUUCUGACUCCGACAUGGACCCAGGCAAGACGAAACUGACUGACAACCCUCUAGAGGACAGCACCGACCAGUCUACCAAGAAAACAUCAUUUUGGUCCCUCGGCUUUUUCCAAAAUCUAUUUGAUGUAGAUACUGAUCAAGUAUAUGAUCGCCUUUAUGGAGCCUUAGUUCCUUUUCCCAAGAGUUUCCUACAACAUCAUGUAAAUGGAAAGCCAGAUUUGUACGGACCGUUCUGGAUUUGCACAACUUUAGUUUUUUCUAUCGCAAUUAGUGGAAAUCUUGCAAAUUAUCUUCAAGCUGGAGCAGCUAAUGAAAACUAUCAUUGGAAAUAUGAUUUCCAUGCAGUGACACUUUCAGCAACUGCCAUAUACAGCUAUGCGUGGAUUGUCCCCCUCGGCCUGUGGGCAGUUUUCAAAUGGAUGGUCCCAGAAGAGCAUCGACUGUCAUUCUUGGAAUUGCUGUGUGUCUAUGGCUAUUCCUUGACCAUCUACAUUCCUGUUUCUGUACUCUGGGUGAUUCAACUAUCGUGGCUCCAAUGGCUUCUUGCCCUCGUUGGUACAGGGCUUUCAGCAACUGUUCUUGUGACCUCUGUAUGGCCUGCCAUUUCUCAGAUGGAGGCUCGCCGUUAUCUAGUUCUUGGUAUUAUAAUUGUACUUCAUACUGUUUUAGCAGCAGGCUUUAUGCUUUACUUUUUCCAUGCUUAUCCAGUUUUAAAUAAGAAAAAUGUAAGUCUAGUUCCUGAGGUGACCACCAUUCGGAAUGUGAUGACUAAUAAUGCUACCCAUUCGUAGCCAUAUGUUAUGGUAUCCUUUUAUGGUAUUGUUAUGUACAAGUCAUUCCUUUCACCGUAGUAAGGUUCUUUCCUGAUUUUAAAUUUUUCCUUGUUCCCUGUCAUUUUUCCGAAAUACAAAUGUUUAAUGUUCAAAUGGAA
Thrips palmi is the source of this 1260-nucleotide messenger RNA. Its product is annotated as protein YIPF2. Gene Ontology annotation, molecular function: small GTPase binding. The transcript is spliced from 2 exons. Bases 260 to 1120 code for a protein of 286 amino acids. The record is from RefSeq and is a predicted model, not a curated record. Gene Ontology annotation, biological process: vesicle-mediated transport. Gene Ontology annotation, cellular component: Golgi apparatus; membrane. Lineage: Eukaryota; Metazoa; Arthropoda; Insecta; Thysanoptera; Thripidae.